CUGACUUUAUGUUUUCUCAUGGUGCACUCGGCUGAACACCUUCAUGUGUUGAGUGCUGACCUCUCUCUCUCUGUCUCUCUCUAUUAACUUCUGUUCUGCUGCAGACUUAAAGGAUCAAAAUCAAGCAUCAGCACCAGAUCUGGACUUCUAUGGCCCCCCUGUAUUAACUCUCUCUUAGUGGGAGUGCAGGGCAGUUGUUCUUGGAAAUGAAGCCGUUCUGAGACGUGUGUUCGUCGGUGUUUGUGGUGGAUGUCUGUCCGUCCCAGUCUCUCCUCACCAUGGCAACAUCUCUACCAGUGUGUUACCACGGUGCCAUCACCAAGACGGAGUGUGAGGAGCUGCUGGGGAAGAAGAACAAGGAUGGAGCCUACCUGAUCCGAAACAGCGAGACCAUCCAGGGAGCCAUGUGUCUGUGUGUCUAUAAACAGAAAAUAGUGUAUACCUACAGACUGCUGACGACACACACUGGAAACUAUACUCUCAUGACAGCAGGAGGUGUGAAUGAGGUAUUUUUUAAGACUUUGGACGAACUGAUCCAUCACUUUAAAAGGAAGAACCAGGGCCUGGCCAUGCACCUGCGCCACUCGGUCAAAAGGAAGACGGCCAUGUUGAUCCAGCCCCAGAAACCUCCCGACCCACCUGAGGAAGUACCUGACUAUGAGAAUGUUACUGACUCAUCUGAUUACGUCGAAGUCUUGCCUCUUUGAAACAACUCUGACAUUUAGCUUCCAACACAUGAGGAGAGUGGAAAAGACUUUUUUAUCUGAGCAAUGGACCUCGCUUAAAAAAGGUUUACAGGCUUGAUCUAACUCAGAGUAAUGAACUUGGAAAAAUGGAUGCUGAAGAACAAGGCUCUUAAUCUGCUUGUAUUUCAUUUCAUAUGUCAUCAUUUGCAUAUGGCACAUCGAAACGUAUGUGGAAACCUAUUAAAGGAUGUCACUGAUGCUAAUCUCCUAUAUCAAAAGAUCUGCCUUCCAGGCAGCUGAAGGACGGUUUCAGUAUUUCUCAGCCCUGUCGUCAUUAAAAUGUCGUUUACCAGCAUUAAUACUUAUGCAGAACACAACUUCACAAUUUUUAUAGAGAAUCUAACCACUUUGAUCAUAUCUAUUCUUUAUUUCCUCUUUUCUUUAUUUUACGGACAUUACAUUUACAUUAAUACAGCGGAAACCCGUGGUUUUGUCUUGUGUGGUUUGUCUGCUGCACUGCAGUAUAGAUGCCCCAUUGUGCUUUUAUUUCCGUUAUUUUAAGGAACAUUUUACAUGUAUUUCUAUUACUGCACACACGGAGAAUGGGGGAAAUAUUUUAUAUUAUUUUUUUCUUUUCUUCCUGUAAAUAUCCACACUCUUUGUAAAUAGGAAUUUCUAGCAUUUUCUUGACCAUUUUGUCUUUUUAUGUGCGAUUAAAAUGUCACUCUUGCAGACACAAGAAACUCUGA
Sebastes umbrosus (honeycomb rockfish) is the source of this 1435-nucleotide messenger RNA. RefSeq lists its product as uncharacterized. The transcript is spliced from 4 exons. The record is from RefSeq and is a predicted model, not a curated record. NCBI's taxonomy places the organism in Eukaryota, Metazoa, Chordata, Actinopteri, Perciformes, Sebastidae. Bases 279 to 707 code for a protein of 142 amino acids.